AUGGUGUCGGCAGGAUUGGCUGUGAUAGCUAUGGUCCUUGGCAUUGCUGAUGUUCUUCAUGCCUUUGCUAUUAUGGAAAAAGAAGAUGUGUUCAAGAAGAAUCCUUGCCCAGCUUUCUUGAUGUUUGAGAAUGCUGCUUACUUGGCUGAUAUGAGUUUUGAAUUGCCCUGUAAAUGUAAGCCAGAGGAAAUAACCACUGUAGUUUGGUACUUUCAAAAAAGCAUGGGCAGUCAGCAAACUAAGGUCUUGACAGAUUUUGAUGGCACUUUGAUAGUAGACUCACGCCACAUCAAGGUAGGCAGUGACAUGCUUCGUCGUUUCAGCAUUAGGAUGUUUAGUCUCAUUGUCUUCCGGAUUCAAGUAGAAGAUUCAGGGCAUUAUAUCUGUGGUACAAAGAAAGGGGAUUUCUUCUACGGUUAUGAUAUAGAUGUACAGCCUUCAAGGAGAAUAGCUGUCGCCUUUGCAGAUGAGGGUCAGCAUCCACAGAAUGACCUCCAUGAAGCAAAUUUCACAGUCCUCACCAUUUUCUGGGACUGGACUAAGUGCAACCGCUGUGAUGUCAGAGGUGAGCAACGAAGAAUUGGGCUUUGCUACAUAAAGAGUCCUUCUCUCUUCAGGCGGUACCACACCACUAUAGAAGAGGUGGCAUCUUGUGGCUCAAAAUCAAUCCCAAAGAAUUUCUUUCAUGGUAUUCAGAUGAGAAAGCCUGAAGUUGUUAUACGAAGUUGCAUGGUAUCUUGUAAGAGGAAGAUACCUUCAAAUGAAGGAGAAGCACCAAUUUCAAACAUUAUCUCAAAGCUUGGAGAAAAACCUUGGAUUUCCAAUAUCCCUAUUCAAUUCCACAAGCAGUCCCUUGGCAGAGGUUUGAUCAUUGCUUGCCCUGAUUCUAGGCCAGAACAUGCUGUUGCUUGGGAUAAAGAUUCAACAAGAUUAUAUCUCAAUAGGUUUCUCACUGGGGUUAAUAAGACCAUGAGGGUCUUCAUUGACCAUGGAAAUCACCUCCACAUUCGUUUUACCCAGAUGAAUGACAAAGGUAUUUAUUAUUGUUGGCGAGAAGGAGAAAUAGUUGCUGGAUUCCGGCUAUCUGUAGUAUAUGAAAGUCGCCACAGACGAAGUCUUGAUGAUCCUGAAAGUCAGUAUGCUAUUAAGGCUAUUAUCACAAGCUAUGUGCUCAUCAUCAUCUUCUUUAUCAUCAUUCACAUUGUUUGCUGUUGCCUCUAUGUGUUGAAAUGUACAGCUAUGGAAUAG
Molecule: messenger RNA, 1248 nt
Organism: Protobothrops mucrosquamatus (brown spotted pit viper)
Lineage: Eukaryota; Metazoa; Chordata; Lepidosauria; Squamata; Viperidae
Gene: FAM187A
Product: family with sequence similarity 187 member A
Exons: 1
Coding region: 1-1248 (415 amino acids)
Source: RefSeq, a predicted model, not a curated record